AUGCUCGGCUCCAAAACCCUCAUUUUGACUUCAACUUACCCCGCCGACUUCUCACCGCCACCCACUAGUCGUCAUUACCGCUUACGGCGCCGCUUCAUUACAGCACUGCAUCUCGCGAGUCUGCUGGCCAGUUUGAUCGCCAUUUCACUUUUUGCGGCGGCUAUUCCCCGAUGGAACGCCAAUUUCUUCCACAAUACAGGCCCCAAUAGGGGCGACUGGACCGACGGCAUGCCCCUAGGGCCCCUAAUAUUUGCCUUCGUCUAUCAUGCGAUUGUCCUGGUUCGGCAACGAAGGCAACAGAACUCGCGAUCGACGGAGGAUUCGAGUCUUCGCCCUUCGCUUUCCCGACGAGGUCUGAUUAUACAUACGACGGUCCCUAUUCUUGUCUUGCUCAGCCUUCUUCCGGCCCUGCUCCUCGCCGGCUACGGCUCUUUGUUUCGUGUCUGGCAGCCUGCAGUACGCACACAGUCCGGGAUCCUCGUGUGCAAUAUGCUGAAUAUUUUUACUCGGGAAUGUGCGCCAACGCUCUACGACAUCGGGAACUUGCAGCUUGCAGGCAUCGCAUUUGGGACGGUCGUGUGGAGCCUGCACUUUGCCCUGUUGCUGGUGAGUCUCCGUAACCUCAGGCGCGGCAUGCUGGUCAAGCAGCUCCAGAGGGAGAAGAUGGCGCAGUAUGCCCGAAACGAGCGGAGCUACUCCCGGGGAAGUAGACAAGGCUAUGCCAGUCGACAUGGUCCCACUCCCAGCCACAGUUCGGGCGACCACAGCAGUGCCUGGCCCCAACAUGUGUAUUCAGAGCGAUACCGAGGAAGCGGCUCGCGGUCUAGCCUAAACUCUAAGCCUGGGUCGGGGACAGGAUCAAGAAGCAACUCGCUUACCAUGAAGACUAGCGACAGUCAGCACCGCCGGUCAGCAACAAACGCGCAAGAUCACCAGCAGGUGGUGCCCAUCUGCCUGGUUCAAGCGCCCGAAGAGAGCCACCCACCCGUGUCACACCGGGAUGCGUGA
Molecule: messenger RNA, 1008 nt
Organism: Fonsecaea nubica
Lineage: Eukaryota; Fungi; Ascomycota; Eurotiomycetes; Chaetothyriales; Herpotrichiellaceae
Exons: 1
Coding region: 1-1008 (335 amino acids)
Source: RefSeq, a predicted model, not a curated record